Messenger RNA from Exaiptasia diaphana, 850 nucleotides. RefSeq names its product protein transport protein sft2-like. The record is from RefSeq and is a predicted model, not a curated record. NCBI's taxonomy places the organism in Eukaryota, Metazoa, Cnidaria, Anthozoa, Actiniaria, Aiptasiidae. The transcript has 5 exons. Gene Ontology annotation, cellular component: membrane. Gene Ontology annotation, biological process: vesicle-mediated transport.
AGUAAUUGGGUUUCCUGUGUUGUUGUAUGCGCCCUCGAUAUUAUUCAGCGGAUUUCCAUCUCAAGGCCAACUCAUCUGUUCAAAACAAAAUGGAAGACAAAAUUAAUGCCCUAAAAGAUUUCACGAUCUUUGGAUCUUCUAAAAAGAAUUCCAGUCCCRACACAACGACUUUGAAUAGCGGUUCAAACAGCCCAACUUCGCAGAAUGGACAAUGGGGAAGCUGGUUCAAAAAGGCUGAGGAAGAUCCAUAUUUGCCAAGUUUGUCCAGAAGACAAAGAAUCCUUGGCUUUUUUAUGUGUCUUCUUAUGGGAGUCUUUUGUUUCGUAAUGGUGGGUUAUCAUAAUAAUAAAUAGAUUGACACUGUUUUUAUUCUGAUUUGUAUUCUUGACAAUAUUUCAUUUCAUCAUAGUUUUUCAUUGCUAUGGGGACCUGUCAAUCAUGUCAAGCAUCUGUGUUCAUUAGGAAGACUGCCAUUCACUGCUGCAUACUUUGGGUCAAUGUUAGCAACACUUUAUAUGGCUUUAUUUGUAAAAAGUACAAUUUUAACUCUCUUUUUUGCUAUAAUUCAAGUAAUCACAUUAGUUUGGUAUUUUGUCAGUUAUAUUCCUGGUGGUACAACAGGGAUGAAGUUCUUCACUAAGCUCUUUUCAUCAGCAGUAACAAAGACAGUGUCAAGCACACUUCCUGUAUAAUACAACUAUAAAUGACUUAUAUUAUACAUAAAAUCCUUGUAAAUAUAAAUUGAAUAAAUUGAAGAAAAAGGCACGCAACUUGCAACUAUUAAAUAUAUGUACAUUAUAAAAAUAAGAAUGAUAUUAAACAAAGAUUUUGUCAUGUUUAGUUUUAUGUA